Colletotrichum costaricense is the source of this 330-nucleotide messenger RNA. RefSeq lists its product as uncharacterized. The record is from RefSeq and is a predicted model, not a curated record. The coding region runs from base 1 to 330 and encodes 109 amino acids. NCBI's taxonomy places the organism in Eukaryota, Fungi, Ascomycota, Sordariomycetes, Glomerellales, Glomerellaceae. The transcript has a single exon.
AUGGGCUUUUUCGUUACAGCAGCCAUACCUACUAUUCUUCAAAGUCUCCUUUGUCUAGCUAGGAAAAUGUGGUUGCUGGGUUGUCCAGAAAAGGUAACCUGUGGUGUUAUGGCACAUCAUUUGGUUGGUUCAAGUUGGGUUUGGUGGCUGGUGGUUUGCUUAGUGAACUGUGGCUUUGACGGUGUUGCGGUUCGUUUGUCGACGACGCAUUUCGAGAUAUUUGAGAUUAUGAGAACAUUCACUAGCUUAUUUCACUUGCCAUAUUUCGAGCAGCGGGAAUAUCGAAUAAUUGAUCUUUGGUUUAGAGCACAGCUGAUUAGCACGGUCUAA